CGAAAUCUCUCUCAGAAGGCCAUAAAAAAAUCAGAUCGAGGAUGCAACCAAUUUUCUCUGCCAUAUCAGAUAGACUGUUUAGAUUCCCUCAGUCAGAUCUUCUAUGUGCAACCUUGUUUGACGUUCUUCUUGGUGGUGCAAGCCCUAAACAGGUUUUACAGAAACAUAACCAACUUGAUCAGCAGAGAAGCAGGGGGAAUAACUCUCAGUUCUUUCUUCCUCAGAUUUUGGUUCUCAUUUUCAGAUUCCUGUCUGGCUGUGAGGACGUAACUGCAAGGACAAAAAUAAUUAGUGAUUUACUUGAUCUUCUUGAGUCAAAUCCUUCGAACAUUGAAGCUUUGAUGGAACAUGGAUGGAAUGCGUGGUUAGUUGCUUCAGUGAAGCUUGAUGCGUUGAGAACUUACAAAGUAGAGUCACAAACUUGCACUGACAGUGAAGUGAAUGAGCAGAGUUUAGUGAGGAAUUUAUAUUGCAUUGUUCUUUGUCAUUAUAUGCAUUCUGUGAAAGGUGGUUGGCAACAUCUAGAGGAGACUCUGAAUUUUUUGCUUAUACAAUGUGAACAAGGUGGCAUCUCAUAUCGGUACCUGCUUCGUGAUAUAUAUGAGCACUUAAUUCGGAUGCUGAUAGAUUUAUCUUUGGUGGACGGUAUUUUUGUCACACAGCCAUGUCGAGACAAUACAUUAUACCUUCUGAAACUAGUUGAUGAGCUGUUGGUCUCUGAAAUUGAUCAUAAGCUUCCGUUUCCCGCAAGUAGCUCAGAUUUUUCUCCUGAAUUUUUAGAACUACAAAGUCACAAGGAUCUUGGUUCUGCUUUGUGUGAGGCCUUGCAAGGAGAAUUUGAUGAUCAAUGCAGAAACCCAUUGGUACAGAAGCAGCCUGUGACAACUGAAGAUGAGAGAAUUGAUGAUGAGUGGUGGAAUUUGUAUGACAAUGUGUGGAUCAUUAUUAGUGAGAUGAAUGGGAAGGGACCAAGCAAGAUGUUACCCAAAUCUUCAUCAGCGGCAGGGCCAUCAUUUGGCCAAAGAGCUCGUGGUUUGGUAGAAUCACUGAAUAUACCUGCUGCAGAAAUGGCUGCAGUUGUUGUAUCUGGGGGAAUUAGCAAUGUGUUGGGUGGAAAACCGAAUAAAAAUGUUGACAAGGCUAUGCUACUAAGAACGGACAAGUGCCCAAGAAUUGUUUUUCGACUGCUGAUCCAAUAUCUGUGUAAAUCUUCUCUUGAAAGGGCAUCUCGGUGUGUACAACAGGUCAUUCCCCUUCUGCCUUGUCUUCUGGCUGCUGAGGACGAGCAAAGCAAGAGUAGAUUGCAGCUUUUCAUUUGGGCAUUGCUUGCUUUUAGAUCCCAGUAUGGAAUGCUGGAUGAUGGUGCCCGAUUUCAUGUUGUUUCACACUUAAUUCGAGAAACUGUCAACUGUGGGAAGUCAAUGCUGGCCACCAGUAUUGUAGGCAGAGAUGAUUCAUCAGAGUCGGGACACAAUCCAAAAGAAACUAGCACCAUUCAUAAUUUAAUCCACAAGGAUCAAGUUCUUGUUGCGGUUGCGGAUGAGUUCAAAUAUAUAAAGAAUUCAACAAUAGAUCGCAUCAGGCAGUUGCAAGAUCUUCGGAUUAGGAUGGAAGAAAUUACAUCGGCCGAUUCUUACCAAAAGAAGUUUUUAGAAGAUGAGGUACAGAGUUGCUUAAUCACCAUUCUUGCUUCAGAUGAUAGCAGAAGAGCUUCAUUCCAGCUUGGUCAGGAUGAGGAUCAACAAAUUGUCGCUGAAAAAUGGGUACAUACAUUUCGCACUCUGAUUGAUGAGAGGGGUCCAUGGUCUGCUAAUCCUUUUCCUAACAGUACCAUAACACAUUGGAAACUUGACAAGACAGAAGAUGCAUGGAGACGAAGGCAAAAGUUUAGGCGAAAUUAUCAUUUUAAUGAAAAGCUUUGUCACCCUCCAUCCACUACAUCUAGCAAUGAGGCUCUUCAACCUAUUAGUGAAAGCAAAACUGGUUUUGGGUUGCAUAUUCCUGAGCAGAUGAAGCAGCUCUUACUGAAAGGAAUUCACAGGAUAACUGAUGAGGGGCUGUCAGAACUCAAUGACAAUGAUGCUGAACCUAGCGGGCAAAAGGAGCCUGGAGCCGAGGAUCCACAAGAUAGACAGUGCUCUGAGGUAGUAAAAGAUAGCUGUGAUCACAAGGACAUCACUCAUGAAAGAAAAGAUUAUGCUUCAACAUCAAUAGAGUCAGAAACAAGUGAGGUUCUCAUGUCUGUCCCUUGUGUACUAGUAACACCAAAGAGAAAAUUAGCUGGACAUUUGGCAGUCAUGAAAGAAAUCUUGCAUUUCUUUGGUGAGUUUUUAGUGGAAGGUACAGGAGGGUCAUCUGUUUUUAAGAAUUUUCAUGCUUCAGGCAAUGUUGAUUCAAGCAAGUCUGAUCAUCUAGGGGGAAUUCAAAAACAGAAGUUUCUUAACUUGCCCAUUAAUAUAGAUUUGAAAUUUGAAAGAGCUAAGGCCAUUGAUGGCCUCAAUGAAGUUGAUGUUAAUGUAUUUCAAAAGCAAGCCAAACAUAUUAAGCGCCAUCGGAGGUGGAAAAUUUGCAAGAUAAAGGCUGUCCAUUGGACUCGAUAUUUGCUCAGAUACACUGCUAUAGAGAUCUUCUUCAGCAAUUCGGUCGCUCCUAUAUUUUUAAACUUUGUGUCACAAAAGGAUGCAAAAGAUGUUGGAACCUUGAUAGUAGCCACCAGAAAUGAAUCUUUGUUUCCGAAGGGAUAUAGGGACAAGACUGGAGUUAUUUCCUUCGUUGAUAGACGUGUGGCAUUGGAGAUGGCAGAGACUGCCAGAGAGAGCUGGAGGAGAAGGGAGAUUACAAACUUUGAAUAUCUGAUGAUUCUCAAUACCCUUGCAGGAAGAUCAUAUAAUGAUCUAACCCAGUACCCUGUAUUUCCUUGGGUACUGGCUGACUAUACCUCCGAGAGCCUUGAUUUCAACAAGUCGUUGACCUUUCGGGAUCUUUCAAAACCUGUUGGAGGUUUGGAUUCAAAACGGUUUGAGGUUUUUGCAGACAGAUUCUGUAACUUCAGUGAUCCUGAUAUUCCGAGUUUCUACUAUGGAUCACAUUAUUCAAGCAUGGGGAUUGUUCUUUUUUACCUUCUUAGGUUAGAGCCAUUUACAGCACUCCACCGUACUCUGCAGGGUGGUAAAUUUGAUCAUGCAGAUCGUCUUUUUCAUAGUAUUGGGGGCACGUAUCAGAACUGCCUCUCUAAUACAAGUGAUGUGAAGGAGUUGAUUCCCGAAUUCUUUUACAUGCCAGAGUUUCUUGUUAAUUCAAACUUUUAUCAUCUUGGAGUAAAGCAAGAUGGUGAACUCUUAUGUGAUGUUUGCCUCCCUCCUUGGGCCAAGGGAUCCCCCGAAGAAUUCAUUUACAAAAACAGAGAGGCCCUUGAGAGUGAAUAUGUUAGCUCAAACCUUCACCAUUGGAUUGAUUUGGUAUUUGGUUACAAGCAGCGUGGAAAACCAGCGGUGGAGGCGGCAAAUAUUUUUUAUUAUCUAACGUAUGAAGGUGCUGUUGAUCUGGAGUCAAUGGAAGACGAAUUGCAACGGUCAGCCAUAGAAGACCAGAUUGCCAAUUUUGGUCAGACACCAAUUCAGAUCUUCCGUAAGAAGCACCCUAGAAGAGGGCCACCAAUUCCAAUCGCUCAUCCUUUACGCUUUGCUCCGGGAUCUAUCAAUUUAACUUCUAUUGUUUCAAGUACAAGUAAUCCACCGUCAGCUGUUUUAUACGUUGAUAUAUUUGACUCAAACGUUGUCCUAGUGGACCAGGCACUCACCAUGUCAGUUAAGAUAUGGUUGACAACCCAACUGCAAUCUGGUGGAAACUUCACCUUCUCUGGCUCACAGGACCCCUUUUUUGGAGUUGGUUCUGAUAUCCUUUGCCCUCGUAAAAUUGGUAGUCCUUUAGCCGAAAAUAUCGAAGUUGGAGCACAAUGCUUUGCAACAAUGCAAACAUCAUCUGAAAAUUUUUUGAUCUCGUGUGGCAACUGGGAAAAUAGUUUUCAGGUCAUAUCCCUAAGUGAUGGAAGAAUGGUGCAGAGCAUCCGACAGCAUAAAGAUGUGGUUAGCUGUGUUGCAGCAUCCGUAAUAUUUUUGUUGUGCGCAUUUCUAGCAUGA
Ilex paraguariensis (yerba mate) is the source of this 4139-nucleotide messenger RNA. The record is from the annotation of a GenBank genome assembly. NCBI's taxonomy places the organism in Eukaryota, Viridiplantae, Streptophyta, Magnoliopsida, Aquifoliales, Aquifoliaceae.